This is a messenger RNA of Mucor mucedo, 417 nucleotides long. RefSeq lists its product as uncharacterized. The transcript has a single exon. NCBI's taxonomy places the organism in Eukaryota, Fungi, Mucoromycota, Mucoromycetes, Mucorales, Mucoraceae. The record is from RefSeq and is a predicted model, not a curated record. The coding region runs from base 1 to 417 and encodes 138 amino acids.
AUGCUACAAGAUAGCGACGACGACGAAAUUGACGAUUACAUUUACGGUGUGCUCGGCUCUUCCUCAGGCGGAAAAAUCCAAGAAAAAAUGGAUGGCUUUCAAAAAAUAUUUUUGGGUUCGGAAAAUGGUGGUGGUGAUGGUGCAGAUGAUGAAAGUAUGGAGUUGAUACGAAAAUUGCAGGCAGAAAAUGCAUUGGAUGAAAAGUACAGUCAAUUCACAAAGUCCAGGGACGAAGAUAUGGAACAGAGAUACAAUGCCUUAAGAAAGGAUCCACCCACCUUCCAUUCUACAUACGAAAAUGGGGAGAGGCCAAAAGGGUCGGUCCCAAAACCACUCGAAACUGACGAUUUGCACGAUGAAAUGGAUGAUUGGUGUUGUAAGACACUUUCUUCGAAAAAAAAAAACCAUGAAAAGUGA